This is a messenger RNA of Hyaena hyaena (striped hyena), 579 nucleotides long. RefSeq names its product transmembrane protein 272 (gene TMEM272). The record is from RefSeq and is a predicted model, not a curated record. NCBI's taxonomy places the organism in Eukaryota, Metazoa, Chordata, Mammalia, Carnivora, Hyaenidae.
ACAGAGAAAGAAGCGAACGACAGAGAAGGGGACUUGCAAGUGAAGAGAGGCCCCACAGAUACAGACCUGGACCCCUGGGCCCCCAGCAAGGAGGAGUUCCGCCCAGGCUCUGCAUCUGGCUUUUUCAUCAGCUCUAAAGGAAUGAAGGUUUUGGAGCGCUGCCCCACACAGCCCCUCAAUCUUCGUUUGCUAGUGGGUGGGGCCAUUGGAGCCUUAAAGGUGUCCCUCCCACCAUAGGACUCCACCAGGAUGAGGCGGCUUGUGGCCAAGGCCAUGGCGACUGAUGAUGAGGACGGUGAUGCAUAUCGUUGGAGGCUGACCGAGGGUCGGUGUUAUACCCACCUCAGCCUCAGCCUCUGUCUCUGGUACAUUCUGGGGACUUGCCAGGGCUCCUCUGUUCACCUGCCUGAUUUUAUCCCCCCUUUCCGGCAGCCUCUGGUGCAGUACUGUGACAAAACCCUGGACCUCUUCACAGACGGGGUCCUGGUGCUCAGCCACACCGCGCCAGGCCUGCCCAUCCUGGGCAGCGGUCGCAACUCCGUGGGGUCCACGUGGAGAUUCGUUGCCGACGAAGACUGA